Molecule: messenger RNA, 1691 nt
Organism: Platichthys flesus (European flounder)
Lineage: Eukaryota; Metazoa; Chordata; Actinopteri; Pleuronectiformes; Pleuronectidae
Gene: pih1d2
Product: PIH1 domain containing 2
Exons: 5
Coding region: 56-1009 (317 amino acids)
Biological process (GO): rRNA processing; box C/D snoRNP assembly
Cellular component (GO): ribonucleoprotein complex; cytoplasm; R2TP complex
Source: RefSeq, a predicted model, not a curated record
GGACACGACUUGAGUGUGUCCAUAGAUCUAUGAGUGUGUCCCUGUUACUGUGAAGAUGUCCUCGGCCGGUUGCAAAGAGGAUCUCCUGCAGCAGGUGUCCCAGCUGUGGUCCAUGAUGGACGAGCUGUCCACCAGUGACCCCGCAGCUUAUCGCAAGCUCAUCCAGACUCAGCUGGAGGAGGGCGCCGGGUUCAGCUGCCCGCCGGAGCUCGACUCGUGUCUGUGCUCUGAGAUGCUGGAGCCGAACAAGGGGUUAUUGUAUCUCAACAUAUGCAGCUGGAAACGUGUGCCGGCGCCUCAGGAUCCCAGCAAGCCAUUACCUUUAUGUUCAGGAAAACUGGAAACAGGCACAAGUGAAAGUCAAGACUUGUACACUGUGUUGGAUGUGGCCUUAAACCCUGCAGUGCUGGAAACAGAUAAGAAGGACAAAUCAGAUUUGUAUACCCUGGCCCUGACCUUUGCCCAGCAGCAGCAUGGGUUGAGGUUAUCUCAGCAGUACACUGUCAUCACAUGUAGCCCACAAAGUAGUCAAGGUGACCUGAACCGCCGCCUUGGAUUUCAGCAGUGGCCCACCAACACCUCCAAACAACCCGACACAGCCAGUCAAACCCCGGCUUCCCUCCUGCAGCAGAUCGCCUCCCUGCGCUCGGAGCAACAAGACGACGAGCCGGCUGCCCAAAUUAUCUGCAAGCCCGUGGAGAACAAGAAGAAGGAUCUCAUCCAGGUCAUCUCCAGCACUUCUGUGCAGCCUCAGAAGCCAAGGCACCGACUGGAGGUGAAAACUGAUACAGCGGGGGUUCCUCGCAGCGUGGAGCUGACAGUGGAGCUGCCAAAGGUUCACUCCAUGUCAGAAUGCCAGCUGAGGAUUUCCAAGGAGGACGUGUUAUUGGAAGUGGAGGAUGUUUGCUAUUUGCUCCUGGAAUUCCCAGUAGCUGUGGAUGAAGACACUGCGUCUGCCGUCUUUAACAAGAAGAAACGACAGCUUGCGGUGAAGGUGGAUGUUCUGUGAUCGUUUGAUUUGAUUGACAGAGAAGCGUAGAAGAAAUGAUCAGUCCUGCUUGCAAUCGGCUGAGGAAGCUGUGAAGCUUAACGAGUGAAUCCUGACACUGAAUAUACCUAAAAAUGAAUUUACCUUUUUGGCAAAGCGAAAACAAAAGCUGCUCUCUAACCUGGUUCUUUCAUAGUAUGUUGAAAUUUUUUCUGUAACAAAUACUGUAUUUCACUGUGUGGGUUGAUCUGCAGCAGCAAAUUUAAUUCUCAGCCCAAAACCCAUUAAUUGACUUGAAUGACAGUCUGUGGGUUUUGUUUAUUAAUGUGUGGGUGUACAAGUCGCGGUGUGUAGUGGUUAGGAGCUGGUGUACGGUGUCAGUGCAUCACGCCGGGGGAAUAACUGACAGAAUGAUCCGUGCAGUAAUUUGCCUUUAUUAAAACAUCACAAUGGAUGGGGAAACAACAACAUCACUGUUUGGCAAUCUGGAACGUGUGAAAAAUCAGCACUGAUAACAGCUUCUUCUUUUUUUUUAAGCUCAUCCCAUGUUAUUUUUUGUAAAUCACAUUUCUUUUUAUAUAAUUCAGAGAUUCAAGUUUACUGAUUGUUAACUUUUAGUCCCCCGUAUUAAUGUAUGAGCUGCAAACAGUGGCUGAUACGCAUUAUUUAAAAAAUUAAAUAAACAAAAGUAUCCAAUGUGAAA